AUGGUGACCGGCAAAUCGCAACCGGGCGUCGAGCCGGUCCAACUGCCCGCGACAUCCCCCGAGCCUGUUGGUGCUACCUCUCCACCGUCCAAGCGAGACCUGGCGUCGUGGUGGAGACAGUUCAAACGAAACUCGAGAAAAGAUGAGCUGAGAGAACCGUCGCGAGGCAUUUUCGGUGUACCGCUCAACGAAAGCAUCAAAUAUGCCAAUGUGGCAAUCUCCCUUACCAACGAACAUGGCGAGAACUUCAUAUACGGAUAUGUCCCGAUUGUCGUUGCCAAGUGUGGUGUGUUUCUUAAAGAAAAAGCCACUGAUGUGGAAGGAAUAUUUCGUCUCAAUGGAUCCGCAAAGCGCAUCAAGGAUCUUCAGGAGCUAUUCGAUUCCCCAGAACGAUACGGAAAGGGCCUGGACUGGGAUGGAUAUACGGUCCAUGAUGCGGCCAACGUGCUGCGUCGGUAUUUGAACCAGUUGCCAGAGCCUAUCGUCCCGCUAGAGUUCUAUGAGCGUUUCCGGGAGCCCUUGCGAGCAUACCAGAAGCAGGUACAAGAACAGACUCAGACGAGCGAUGCGGAAAAGUUCGACCAUGCGAAUGCCGUUGAAACCUACCAGAAUUUGAUCAUCGAACUGCCACCAUUGAACAAGCAGCUAUUGCUGUACAUCUUGGACCUUCUAGCCGUGUUUGCCUCCAAGUCGGAACAAAACCGCAUGACAUCGGCCAACCUGUCUGCCAUUUUUCAACCGGGCAUGCUGUCGCACCCACAACACGAUAUGUCGCCCGAGGAGUACAAACUGAGUCAGGAUGUCUUGAUCUUCUUGAUUGAGAAUCAAGAUCACUUCCUGGUUGGCAUGAAUGGCACGAAAGCUGAUGAGCAGACUAUCAAAGAGGUCCAGGCCGGCGUUCAGCCCAAGGUUGUCACUCCUGCCCAGCCUGCCAUCGCUAACAAAUCACCCAACUCCACUAUCCGGCGAUCUGCAUCAAGUGCCAGCGGUAGCACGGAAGGUCACCGCAAGCUAGAUACCAUGCGUCGCAAUGCAUCUGUCUCCUCUCGCAACUCACGGACAUCGCGUGUAUCUAACACAAUCCCCAGUCCCAGCACUCCUACCUCCAUGUCUGGCAGUAUUCACCGAAGUAAUACCCUGCCUUCCAAGAUGGGCCCCGUGGUUGCAUCUGCACGAUACGCGCGGGCGGGUGAGAGCGGCUCGGCCAACCCAUCCACCCUCUCAGUCUCUCACGCCAGCUCUCGUUCAGCGAGUCGAGAACCAUCGGUGCGCGAGGAGACUGAAGAAAAGCCGGAACAAAGAAACGACAACCAGGCUGCGCCUACGUCAUCGAUAGGUUCGGCUUAUGUUCACACCUCGACUCAUGGCCCUAUUCCCCACGCAGCCGCCGCGCGCCUUAGUAUCAAUGACCUUCCUCAUCCACAUGAGAACCUCGAUACCCCAACCUCCCCUCCCCGUCAGGUCGUAGCUCCUCAAGUCGUUACCCCAAAUCGUGAACGCAAACUUUCCAAUCUUUUUGCCAAAUCUCCACCUCCCGAUCGCGAUCAACGAGAGCCGCGUCAGCCAAAUCGUCUGAGGAAGAAACGGAUUCCAGGCAGUGCUAGCAUCAGUGCACAAAGUUCCGCAACUUCCCUUCAUGGGCCGUCCUAUGAGCCACCCGCUGAAGCCGUCUCAGAACCCGACAUGACAUUUGGGGAGGUCACCCCAAAGCCUCCCAACACAGCAACUCUCCACAACCCUGAUUACCUGCCAGACUCUUUUCUCAUGCUGGGGGAGGGCACUUCGAACCCGAACCACACUGAAACAUCAUUGCGACCGCAUCAAUCACGUACACCAUCUAUGAAUUCUCGAUCAUCAUUCACGGAUGCGUCAGACUUUGAACAGAAUGAAGAUGGUAAUCGCGCUGAACGCCGAGAUCAUCGCCGUAGCUGGCGCUUCAACCGUUCUGCAAAGCGCAGUAGUGAGCAGGUCGGCCUUGGUCUUGCAUCUCCUCCUCUUGUGGCCACUCAUCCUGAAUUUCAGCAAAGUACUAGCUCAAUCGGCAGUGGGGCCCAUCACAGUAACGACCCUGCUAGUCAGCCCCUCAGCUUGGAUGCUGGGAUUCAAGCAAGUUCAGUAUCAAGUGCCGAACCAGAGAAGAAGAGCUUGUUCGGAAAAUUCAAAGCCAAGGUGGCUCAAGUGCGCGAUGGUGGCCACGAUCGGGAGCGGGUCAAGAGCCCUAGUCGCUCCGACAGUGAGCCAUCUACUGUCAACCAACCACUCUCUCCCACGGCCAAUCACACGAAUGGCAAUCCACCGAUAGAAGUGGCCAGUGAACCGCCCAAGGAAGAGCCAUUACGCUCCCCAGCAUCGCCGUUGCCAGGCGCAGGUCUACCUCCUUCCAUUCCUGAAGAACCGCAUAGUCCAGAGGUGGCAGCAGCUGCCCCUGUUGCCAAUUCAACAAAGGAGAUCCCACUGACAGUCCCCGAGUCCACGGAGCCGGUGACAACCGGGGAAUCAAGCCAAGGGGCAAUCACUAAAGAGACAUGA
This is a messenger RNA of Penicillium odoratum, 2529 nucleotides long. RefSeq lists its product as uncharacterized. Gene Ontology annotation, cellular component: cell cortex. Gene Ontology annotation, molecular function: GTPase activator activity. The record is from RefSeq and is a predicted model, not a curated record. NCBI's taxonomy places the organism in Eukaryota, Fungi, Ascomycota, Eurotiomycetes, Eurotiales, Aspergillaceae. Gene Ontology annotation, biological process: signal transduction; activation of GTPase activity; regulation of fungal-type cell wall organization. Bases 1 to 2529 code for a protein of 842 amino acids. The transcript is spliced from 3 exons.